CCCAAAAGAGGGGGGGCCAAGGCAGCUGGGUGUGUAAACAAGUAAAACGAGAUGGACAAGGAAGCUCUGCAGCAAUCACAGGCCCUGUAACCCUUCCGCUUGCCACCUGAGCCUCGGGAGAGAGCCCAGAAGGGUGGAAUCAGGUGGGGCACUACACUGUCCCAGCCCCCCAGCACUUCCCAAGCCCUGGGUGGAAACCCCAAGUGCAGGAUAGCAUUGCAGAUGCCAGGCACAGCAAGGCAUGACCGAGAGAUGGCAAUCCAAGCAAAAAAAAAUUUGUCCAAAACCACCGACCCUCUAGAAAGACUUCGGCUGAAGUGUUUAGCAAGAGGAUCUGCAGGCAUCAAAGGACUUGGCAGAAUGUUUCGGAUUAUGGAUGACAACAACAGCAGGACCCUUGAUUUCAAAGAGUUUGUUAAAGGAUUAAAUGAUUAUGCUAUGAUGAUAGACAAGGAAGAAGCACAGGAGAUUUUCCAGAUAUUUGAUAAAGAUGGCAGUGGAACAAUUGAUUUUGAUGAAUUUCUUGUUACGCUGAGACCUCCCAUGUCGAACGCAAGGAAAGAAAUCAUCAUGCAGGCCUUUAAGAAGUUAGAUAAGUCUGGAGAUGGUGUCAUAACAAUUGAAGACUUAAGAGGGGUGUAUAAUGCAAAGCACCAUCCCAAAUACCAAAAUGGAGACUGGACAGAAGAUCAAGUUUUUAGGGCCUUUCUGGAUAAUUUUGAUUCACCCUAUGACAAAGAUGGGAAGGUCACAACAGAAGAAUUCAUGAAUUAUUAUGCCGGAGUCAGUGCUUCAAUUGACACAGAUGUCUACUUCAUCAUCAUGAUGAAGAAUGCUUGGAAACUCUGAUCAUGUGAUUAAAGGAGCAAGACUUCCA
This is a messenger RNA of Apus apus (common swift), 877 nucleotides long. RefSeq names its product calcyphosine like (gene CAPSL). The transcript has 5 exons. Gene Ontology annotation, molecular function: calcium ion binding. The record is from RefSeq and is a predicted model, not a curated record. Lineage: Eukaryota; Metazoa; Chordata; Aves; Apodiformes; Apodidae. Bases 223 to 849 code for a protein of 208 amino acids.